Molecule: messenger RNA, 571 nt
Organism: Racocetra fulgida
Lineage: Eukaryota; Fungi; Glomeromycota; Glomeromycetes; Diversisporales; Gigasporaceae
Source: the annotation of a GenBank genome assembly
AUGUGCUCUAAAAGACGUAGUGAAAAAAGAAAACAAACAAACCAAACUGACCUUAAUAUGACAGUUCCGACUAUUAGCACUUCUAGUUCUAGAAUUAAUAAUGCUUCAGACUUUCUCCAAAUCAAUAAUAUCCUUGAAAAUUAUAAUUCUGAACCAGUAUUAGAAGCUAAUUAUCUCUUUGAUGAUGAAUUUGCAAACGUGGUAGAAAUAACAAAGCAUAAUGAUGAUAAUACACUUACAUACUGCAUGGACAAAGUAGAGCAAUUCGUUUCUAUGCAGUUUCAAAAUGCUGAAUCAUCUGAUGAACCUACAAAAUUUGUAUUCGAAAUUGAAUUAGAUAAAAGGCUUUUAGAUACUAGGACAGUUAUUCCAGAAGCAAAUUCUGAUCUUAAGAAUCCUGUUGCAGAGGAAUUGUAUGAGAAAGAAAUAAAUAAUGACAACUUUAUAAAAAAUUUUGAUACUUUAGUAGGACUAUUUGUAAAAGCAGUUAAUGAAUGCGAAGAAGCUUUACAGGCCCAUAGACAGCAAGGCACUCAAAAAUCAAACAAUAAAAAACUUGACUUUUGGCUAC